Molecule: messenger RNA, 921 nt
Organism: Nicotiana attenuata
Lineage: Eukaryota; Viridiplantae; Streptophyta; Magnoliopsida; Solanales; Solanaceae
Exons: 1
Coding region: 1-921 (306 amino acids)
Molecular function (GO): catalytic activity
Source: RefSeq, a predicted model, not a curated record
AUGACAAUGCUUAUGUGGAAUGUAAGGGGGGCAAACCAAAGGCAUAAACAGAAAGAGUUAGCUAAAUACAUCAAAGACAAACACAUAACACUAGCUGGAUUUGUAAAGACUAGAGUUAAACAGCAUAAAGCUUCUGUAAUUGCCCCUAAAAUAGCUCAUAACUGGGAACUGGUGCACAACUAUGACCAAGCAGCUAAUGGUAGAAUAUGGAUUAUGUUUGAUACAAACACUUGGCAGGUGGAUACAGUGGUUAAGGAUGCACAGUUUAUUCAUUGUAAUGUUACUAGCACUAAUGUGAAUUGUGCUAUGAUUGUGACAUAUGGAUAUAACAGUGUAGACUUGAGGAAAGGACUGUGGCACAAGCUAAAGAUACUGGCUCAAUCUAUUAAUCAACCAUGGUUCAUAUGGGGAGACUUUAAUGCAAUUAAGACUACUCAAGACAGAAUAUCAAGACAGGAAGUAACAUUGGCUGAUAUCCAAGACUUUGCAGAAUUCUGCUUAGAUACCAUGACUACUGAUAUUCCUUGGAGGGGAGACUAUUUCACCUGGUCUAAUGGUCAAACGGGAGUGGAGAGAGUAAUUAGCAGAAUUGAUAGAGCACUAGGAAAUAAUGAAUGGAUGAUGAAGUUUGGGCACCUAACAGUUGAAGUGGGAGAUCCAUUCAUAUCAGAUCAUUCUCCUUUGUCCCUGAAGUUUGAACAAAGGAAGUCUGUAAAAAUCCCAUUUAGGUUCUUAAAUGUUUGGGCUGAGGAUGAGGCAUUCCAAAGCAUAGUUACUAAAGGAUGGCAAGGAAGACAACAUCAGUGCAAACUAGUAACCAUAUGGAAUAGAAUGAAAGAAAUGAAAGCAAAUUUCAAGAGUUUAAACAACAGGAGUUCAGAGAUGCAGCAGGGAAAAUUGACCAAGCAAGAAGGGAGAUAA